Molecule: messenger RNA, 3924 nt
Organism: Tigriopus californicus
Lineage: Eukaryota; Metazoa; Arthropoda; Copepoda; Harpacticoida; Harpacticidae
Product: ataxin-2 homolog
Exons: 8
Coding region: 487-3582 (1031 amino acids)
Biological process (GO): cytoplasmic stress granule assembly
Cellular component (GO): cytoplasmic stress granule
Molecular function (GO): RNA binding
Source: RefSeq, a predicted model, not a curated record
GUGUGUGCCUGAGGGAAGCGAUUGAAUUGUUGCAAUCCGCCCAACGAGUCCACGAGUUUAUUUCUUGUGGUAUCGCUCGACUCCUCGUCCCCGGACCGGCGGGACGCACCCUUAAGAAACACCCCCAUCCCACCCUGCAGUGGUCUGAUCAACGGACCUUGGGACUGACUUCCGGAUCACCCAUCCACCCUAACUUACUUGCUUGCUUGCUGAGCUGACUCCGUUGAGUUGACAGGCCUCUCCAUUGCUGUGGUGGCCGCGCUCCAGCCAAGCUCAAUUUGACGUGUUCGCCCAUUAUCCUCAUCCUUCGAUCGACCCGCCUCCGGGCCUCCCUCCAUUCUUCCCUCCGCCUGAGGCUAGGCGUGACGCGAUUGGCGCGGUUUGCGGCCCAGCUGGCCAUCCCACCCUUGGGGCCCUCUGACCUGGUGCUGGAUUUCGCCCGCCCCUCACUGCGAGCGUGAAUUUAGCUCCGCCUUUUGUGUAGUCAUGCACAAGAAGAAAGCGCCCCAUGCCCAUUCGGGCGUGGCCUCGCACGCCUCCCAUGCCCAUUCUGGGUCCAAGUAUCGCGGCACGGGUUCCAACGCCGUGAGCGCAUCUCACAAGAGUAGCGGUGGUGGCGGCGGUGGCAAUUUGGGCCCCACCAAAACCAGCCCCACCCCUUUGAUGGAAUCGACCAAGGGCGUGUACGCCAACAAGGGGCUUCAUUACGCUAACUCGACCCUGUUAGGUAGCACCAUGGUGGUGGAAACGGUCGACGGUUCCAAGUUUGAAGGAAUUUUCACGUCGUGGUCGCCCGAACUCGAAAUGGUUUUGGAAAAAUGCCACAAGAUCGAGGCCCAUGACGCCCCAGCGCACAUUAAUCCCAAGCAUGUGACUCAAAAAUUGGUUUUCAAGCCCACCGCCAUUGUCAGGAGCUAUUGCAUUAAUGUGGACUUGGAGUUUGCGAGCAAGUCGGGUGGUGAGAGUGGAUUCAUGACCGAUACCCAAAUCACUAAUGCCAAUGGCGAGAUGAAUAUGCGUGAGUUGGAAGAGUGGGUCCCCGAUGCCGAUGACGAUUGCGACGGGUUGGAUUUGAAUUCCUCGUCCGGGAAAGGCUGGAAUGCCGAAGAGAUGUUUGCUCUCAAUGAGCAACGCCACGGUGUGACCACCACCUACAAAGACACGCUCGAAGGAUACACUUAUCAAAUCAAGGACAGCGAAUCCCUUGAAUUCAGGGAACGCGAAGCUAGAGCCGAUUCAAUUGCCCGAGAGAUUCAGGGUAAUAUGGCCUCUCACCGACAAGUGGAAUUGGAAAACGGCGACGAAGAAGCCAUGUUUAGUGCCGUAGACAGAAGUCAGAGCAAAGAUCGGAUUAAGAAAGACCAUUCGCCGCAAAGUGCUCGAGACCAAUCUGGCGGUCAAUCCAAGUAUGUUCCACCUGCGAGGCGACAGAACAGCCUCAACAAAGGGAGCCAUGCCGGUGGCCCAAUGGGCGGAAGUGGACGACAUUACCAACAAGGACAUAUGCACUCAACUCCCCCUCCUAACCAGAAUAGCAACCAGCACCACACUGGACGAGACUACCAUGCUCAUCGUGACCGAGAUCACCACGGUCACGGUGGCCACGAUGAUUUCGGUCGCGGUGGGCAUGGCGGCGGAGGGCCAUCGCCUCAUCAGGGCAAUGGAUCCAGGCAAAGCUACGAGCGCAGACAACAGGGCAACAACAACUAUAGUGGAAGCAGUAACACGCCCAACAGUGGUUCCAGUAGCUUGGUCAACAACAACAAUAGCAGCAGCAGCACUUCUAAUGCGGCAAAUAACGCCCCUGGCCACAACAACAACAGCAGCAGCAGUAACAACAACAUCCGUGAAGCAAAUGCUAAGACGUCACCACAGAGCUCUGGAAGUGCGAACCCUAGCCGAUUGGACAAUAAGGAAAACAGCAAGGACACUAGCAACCGAGGCCCGCAUGCGACUGCGGGAGUACUAAGAGGUCCCCCUCCCAAUUUUGCUCCUUCUCCAGCGGCCAGUGGAAAAUCGCAAGCAGAACACGUGUCUGAGCUGAAGGAUUUCCACGUUAAUUUCAAGAUGGCUGGACAGCACAACCUGCCUCCACCCCUACCCCAAGCGGCCUCUUCGUCACAGACGUCUCAACCUCCACCAGUAAAUGUGCCUCCGGCCCAAACGGCAGCUGCUAGAACCUCGUCACCUAUGGGCGUUUCUGCCUCUAGUGGUGUGAACGAGCAGCAAAAUAGUCAGAAAGACGUCCCUUAUGCCUCUCCCAAUCAAGGGGAGGGCUCUGGGAGUGUGAAAGGACCUGCCUUAAAGCCAGAACCAGCAAGUAACGAAGGAGUUGAGGUGGCCAAAAAGUCGACCCUGAAUCCGAAUGCGAAGGAGUUCAACUUCAAUCCCAACGCAAAGGCUUUUGUCCCGUCUGGCCCAAGUGGAGGCCGCCCUAGUGGAGCCACGCCUCCUGCCCGGCCCCAAACGCCUGGAACCCCAAGUGGCCAUCAGUUGGUGAGCAUUGCUCCAGUGGCCUACCCGCAGAAUUUUGCUCAGACCAUUAUGGGGCAGAGCCCCAAUUUUUCCUUGGCUGGCUACAAUCAUGGGUCGUCUCACGCGGGCACACUCUACACUAGUGUACCUCCCACGGCUGUUCCGGCCAACAUGGCCAUGCCCACCCACACCGUUGUGCCUCAGCCACAUCAAAUGCACCAACAUCCGCAAUCCCAAGGCCAAAGAUUUCGAGGCAAUAACGGUCCUCCCCCUCCACGGGGAUCCAUGGGUGGCGAGGGCCCCUCUCCCAUGCACGUGUCCGGCCAGCCUCUUUUGGCGACGGGGCUAUUGGGCAACAUUCAAGCCCAAGGGCAUCAGCCCCCGACUAGCUUCAUGCAGUUUCAACACGGUAAUCCUGCUCCCAUGCAGUUCACGGCGGCUAGCUUAGCCAAUCAACAACAACAACAACAGCAGCAGAUAGCUCAUCUUCGAUUUACGAAUGCUCAUGGGGGAAUGGUGCCCACGUCCAUGGCUCCGUUUCUAACCCAGCCACACACCUUGAAUGUGGCUCCUCCGCCAGGGAAUGGUUCCCAAGAUGGACCCCAGAGUCUACCUCAGUGGCAGGGAGGCGUGCCUUCAAGUCAGCAACCCAAUAUGCCCCCGUCGCUUCCACAAGGGUCGAUGACACCAACCCCAAGCCAAGCUGGUGGAGGGGGUGGGACCACAACACCUUCACCCGGCCCCCAUCAUCAUCCCCAUCACCCGCAUCAUCAUCCACUUCCACACCAUCACCAGCAACACCAUCAACAACAACAGCAACAUCAGCACCAACAACAUCAUCAGAUGAUGUUCAACAUUGCUGCUGCUCCAGGAGGUCAACCGCAAUCCUUGCCUCCACAUUUCAUGCAAAGCAACAUUGUGAUGAACUAUCCCGUGCAUCCGCAAAUGACUCAGCCGCAUAACAUGCCCCCACAACAAGCGAUGGGAGUACCCGUCUCGGGAGUUGCGCAACACUACAUGCCUCAAGGCAUUCACAACCAACAGUUUAUGAUGGCACCCAAUCCCGGUGGCCCUCCACCCGUGAAUGGAGUUCAACCUACGCAAUGAAUAACGGCUUGAAGGGGAGUUUUUGUCCCUCCUCAUGUCGAAAUAGUAAGUACUGAGGAAACUCGUGCAUUGUAAGAGAGACAGCCCUCCUCUCCACCCACCACCAUCGUCUUCAACAACAAAGGCAACAACAACCGACGCCACCACCGCCACAACCACUAUCAAGUUAUUUAUAAAUGAGAGGACCCCUACGGAAAGCGCAGUUCAUAUUGUGCGUGGCUUUUCUCUGGUCAAAAAAAGGCAAAAUCACUUUUUGUCCUGAGCAUCGCGUCAGCUACACUUAACAUCAAGAUCACUCGAGUUGUCGUUGAACUGAAUUAAAAUGAUUAUUAAAAAAGCGAA